CAAAGGAAUAUGUGAUUCUAAACAUUCCUUGCCUUUUGAUUUUUCUUGAUUAAAAGAAAAAGAAAAAAGAAAACCCUGAAAAUCAAUAACCCCUCCUCUACUUCAUCAUCAUCUUCAUCUUCUUCUUCUUCAUCUGAGGAUGGACUCAUUCUCAUUCACCAAGGCCACAAUCCCGGCACCAGCCGCCGGCAUCGGCCAUGGUUGAGAUUCCACAGCCGCCGCCGCGGCCGAUAACUCCGCCUCAUCCACACCACCACGGCAAGCCCGCCGAUUUCCUCUUCGCAGCUCUCUCAAUCUUCUUCCUCUUCUCUUCCUCCUCCUCGCCUCCCUCCUCCUCCAAAACCCUAAAGAUCCCAUUUUUCUCUUGCCCGUUGAAGCCCCGAAGGUUUCUCAAGAUCUUCACCAUGUCCAACCCCAGCCCCAAGCCCCGCCGCCAUACCCACCGCCACUUCGCCAACCCGCAGUCCCUCUCCGAUUGGCUCAAGCCCCGGCUGCCGUCCGACUCCUUCGCCUCGUGGGGCGUCAAGCCCGGGACCAAGAACGUCCACAAUCUCUGGCUCGAGCUCUCAGAGGGAGAGACCUCCCUCGCCGACUCCACCCCUCCGGUCCGCACGGUCAACGUCGUGACGGUCCGAAUCAUUGGGAAGGAUGGCAGCACCCUGGUCGAAUCACGCCAAGAGCUAUCAGACGGCUCGGUGAGGGACCGGUGUCGCCCACUCUCCGAGAAGAUGAAGCCUGAUGAGACCCCCGAAGAAGCAGUCUUUCGGGCCGUGAAGGAAGAGUUGGGCUCCAUCAUUCCCAGUCCGGCAGAAGAAAUCGUGCGGAUCGUGCCGGGCUCGUAUAAGAAGAAUGUGGAAGAGAGGAAUUCCGCCUCCUACCCGGGCUUGCCAGCCCGAUACAUUUUGCAUUCCGUGGAUGCCAUUGUGGAGGGAUUGCCCGAGGAUCAGUUCUGUACAGAGGAGGCCGAGGAGUACGAGCAUUGUGACGAAAUCGGGAUGGGGAUAGCCGAUCAGGCGGUUUCGGUGAAGAGGCAUCAUUGGAAGUGGGUUAAUGCUGAAUCCUGAGUCGAAAUUUUUGAGCUUGGUUUGAAUCUUCCCCUCGUUAAGGGAAUUUUGUCCUCUGUUGAUGCAGUAACUUGUAACCUGUUGAUGACCGCUUUGUGAUUAGUAGUGUUAUAUCAUAAGAAUGAGUAUUGUUCCUUGGGCAGUUCUUCUCAGCAAAUUUGAGACAGUUCGAUGGCUCUUUUCGUAUGCCUUGAAUCUUUCGAGUUAUGUUCUUUCCAUCGGAGCUCAUUGUUUUAGUAUUACCAACCCAAACUGAUACAGUAGGCUUUAAUAACAUAUACUUGCUAGUUUUACUUGGAGA
This is a messenger RNA of Punica granatum (pomegranate), 1365 nucleotides long. NCBI's taxonomy places the organism in Eukaryota, Viridiplantae, Streptophyta, Magnoliopsida, Myrtales, Lythraceae. The record is from RefSeq and is a predicted model, not a curated record.